Papilio xuthus (Asian swallowtail) is the source of this 1579-nucleotide messenger RNA. Its product is annotated as substance-P receptor-like. Gene Ontology annotation, molecular function: tachykinin receptor activity. The coding region runs from base 254 to 1480 and encodes 408 amino acids. The transcript is spliced from 10 exons. Gene Ontology annotation, biological process: G protein-coupled receptor signaling pathway. The record is from RefSeq and is a predicted model, not a curated record. Gene Ontology annotation, cellular component: plasma membrane. NCBI's taxonomy places the organism in Eukaryota, Metazoa, Arthropoda, Insecta, Lepidoptera, Papilionidae.
CAUGUUUUAGGCUCACUCCGUGAUACGAGUCCGUCGAGUCAACACUAAUUGUAAAAUGCAAAAUAUUUUAUUUCUAGUAUAUUUAACGUACUACAUAUUUAUAAUAUAGAUAAUAUUUGUUUACUAUAAUAGUGCAAGAUAUGUGAUAAGUCAAAUAUAUUAUUUUAAGUGCGCAACAACGAAGUAAAAUGAAGUGAUAAACAAAGAUGUUUAAUUUUUAUUACAAUAUUAGUGAAUCUACAAUAUAGAGAUCAUGGCAUCCUUAAGUAAUGCAUCAAUUAAUGAAUCUGUUUUAAAUAAUACUGGAAAUAAUUUCUUUGUAACAUUUUACGAUGUGGACAAAAACAGAUAUAUAAACGACACGGGAAAUUACACAGAGGAGUACCAACCUUUCAUGUUACCAGUAGGACGACAGGUGCUAUGGUCAAUUCUGUUCUGCAUAAUUGUGGUAGCUGCAACACUCGGCAACUUUGUCGUCAUCUGGAUAGUUGCUGGGAAUAGAAGAAUGAGAACUGUCACUAAUUACUUACUAGUGAAUCUUUCUCUGGCCGACGCAAUGAUUUCCACACUAAAUGUUACAAUAAACUUCGUCUAUAUGCUAUACAAUCACUGGCCAUUCGGAUACUUUUACUGCAAAUUCAAUCAAUUUGUUGCGGUCGUCAGCAUUUCUGCUUCGGUUUUUACACUAAUGGCCAUAAGUAUAGAUCGGUAUAUGGCAAUAGUUAACCCUUUGCGGCCGAGACUUGGCAAGAGAGCUACACUGGCUAUUAUGACAGCCAUUUGGGUGGGCAGUGCUGUCAUCGGCAGCCCAAAUCUUGUCUAUUUCACAACAGACUUUGACUAUUUGCCUGAUGGUAGUGUGAGAGAAGUGUGUUACUCUGAGUGGCCUGACGGAUUGACUACAAGAUCUGAAAUCGAAUAUAUUUACAAUGUUAUAUUUAUGAUGGUGACUUACUUUAUUCCAAUUAUUGCCAUGACGUAUACAUACGCUAGGAUAGGUAGAGAGCUGUGGGGCUCUAAGUCUAUAGGAGAAAGCUCUCAACGCCAAGCAGAUAAUGUGAAAAGUAAAAGACGUGUUGUGAAGAUGAUGAUUGUUAUCGUAGUAAUAUUCGCGGUGUGCUGGCUACCAUUUCACGUUUAUUUUAUCGUCACCUCGAAUUAUCCUGAAAUAACGAAUUAUCCUCCCAUACAAGAGAUAUACCUCGCCAUAUAUUGGCUAGCGAUGAGUAAUUCAAUGUUAAAUCCAAUUAUACUCUAUUGUAUGAAUUUUAAAUUUAGAAGAGGAUUUAGACAAUUCAUAAGAUGUUGUUGCGCAUUUGGUGACAAAGACGCGCGUAGACAGGGCAUGUAUGAAUUGCAACAUCUGGACAGAUCGCUCCACUCAUAUUCACCUACACAGAAAAAUGGAACCAGUACAGUUUCAGUUUCGAUUCAAAGCUUUAAUAAUACUCUAGAAAAUGACAACACAACCAAAGUGUGACGUGUGGAAAUGAUUUGUGGGUGAAACUUUGCUUAAGAAUGAUGUACAAAAUAUAUUUUUAUGACUGUAAUAUUUUUAACAUUAGUAACGUAAGCUCAA